AUGACUCCGAAAAUCACCACCACUGAGAGCAAGUCAGAUCCUGUAGAAGAGAAGACGCGAGAAAGACGCGAGAAAAUGAGAAAGGUUCCAUAUAUAUCCAAGCCCCACGGCUCAACAUCUUGUCGAAAAAGAUGCUGUGGCCCAUUCGACGUCGUCCUCGAUCCGUCCGCCGCUGGUGAGGCGAGAGUGAGGAAACCAGGAGGAGGUUUCAACGUAGGCGUGCUGAGAACACAUCCGGAGGCGUCGCAUUGCCUGACUGCAGAUGUAAAUGGCAUGAGUUGGGAGUCGAACUUGGUCUUGUUUCGGAUGAAGACACUAGAGAGUAAAUCAGAGCUCAUUAAUAUUGUCGCAUCUACUUCACGUCGCCGCGUGAGCCUGUUGAAGUUUGGGUGCAAUAGUAGGAGAAGAGACACACGUGGACCCAUGGAGGACCCUGGCACCCAAAAGCUCGGCAGGACUCUGGAAGUCUGUGACGGAGCUCCGGCCAUUUGUGGUGCUGAUCUUUCAGAGUAA
Molecule: messenger RNA, 513 nt
Organism: Laccaria bicolor S238N-H82
Lineage: Eukaryota; Fungi; Basidiomycota; Agaricomycetes; Agaricales; Hydnangiaceae
Exons: 6
Coding region: 1-513 (170 amino acids)
Source: RefSeq, a predicted model, not a curated record